Molecule: messenger RNA, 708 nt
Organism: Symbiodinium necroappetens
Lineage: Eukaryota; Dinophyceae; Suessiales; Symbiodiniaceae
Source: the annotation of a GenBank genome assembly
AUGCCGCUUCCCCCGGUGUCCGUCGCCUUGGCCUCGAUGGAGGCUGACGAGCUGGCCGAGCCCAUGAAGCCCGCGUCCGCGGUGGACCCGGAGUGUGCCGCAGAGGCCGAUGCCAAGGAGCACGCCCUGUGUGGCGUCGCAGGGGAGACGAUGCCCGAAGCAGGGGGUGAAGCCUCGGGCAAUGACUCGCCGCACGCCGCAGUCUCGGAUGCUCCGGGUGCCCCGGAGGAGGCCGAGGCCGAGGAGGCGGAGGCGGAGGAGGCCACCGGCAAGCGCCAGCGCAAGCAAGGCCUGCGUGCCCGGGUCUUGGCAGAGCUGAAGUCCACAAGUUCUUGCGACAUGAAGGCGCGCUUGGAGUCCCAACUGGCGGAGCAGGAUGCCUUGAUCAGCGGUUUCAGAGAUGUUGAGGCAGCCAAGCAGAAACUCGUGGAGGAGGCCUUGGCGGAGGUGGAGCGCCUGAGCCAAGUGGUCAAAGAGGCGGCCGAGCGCGAGGAGCAGGUGCUGGCCCAAGCCAAGGAGCUACGGAAGCGAAAGAAGGAGGCUGCCAAGGAGUCUUUUGAGCGCCAGAAGGAGGUCUCGCACCACGAGGACCUGCUCGUGAUCCUGGGCUUCGAGGUGGAGCGGCGCCGGAAGCUCAAGGAAGCAGAGGCCAGCAUGGAGUCCGAGAAGGACGCUAAGCGCCAGAAGAUCCAGGAGCUGCUUCAAUUA